AUGAACUCGCGGGUCUUCAUCGGCAACCUGAACACGCUGGUGGUGAAGAAGAGCGACGUGGAGGCCAUCUUCUCCAAGUACGGCAAGAUCGUCGGCUGCUCCGUCCACAAGGGCUUCGCCUUCGUCCAGUACGUCAACGAGCGCAACGCCCGCGCCGCCGUGGCCGGCGAGGACGGCCGCAUGAUCGCCGGCCAGGUGCUGG
Molecule: messenger RNA, 202 nt
Organism: Tauraco erythrolophus (red-crested turaco)
Lineage: Eukaryota; Metazoa; Chordata; Aves; Musophagiformes; Musophagidae
Source: RefSeq, a predicted model, not a curated record